Molecule: messenger RNA, 1533 nt
Organism: Mycena indigotica
Lineage: Eukaryota; Fungi; Basidiomycota; Agaricomycetes; Agaricales; Mycenaceae
Product: F-box domain-containing protein
Exons: 2
Coding region: 1-1533 (510 amino acids)
Molecular function (GO): protein binding
Source: RefSeq, a predicted model, not a curated record
AUGAGUCUGUCCUACUGUAGUUCUCCAUGCGCGAACCACUGUCCACCCCAUCACCAGGCCAUUCUCAACGUAUGCCCACCACAUCUCCUCCACAGCAACGAAGCGCCGACAGAGGCGCUGACCAAAGACGUCCAGCGCUGCAUCGGGGACGCUUUUCAAGAGAUAUUCUGUCUGGACGUUGAGCGUGCACAACUCCAGUCCACCAUCCAGCGCCUCGAAACCCGCCAGAUAGUCCUCUACAACUUCAUUGACAUGCACAAACCCGUUAUUGCGCCGGUCCGGAGACUUCCGAGCGAAGUCCUCUGCGAAAUCUUCUUUCAUUAUGUGGUGUCGACUGGGAAAUAUCAGCAAACCAACUUUACCCCAUUCACUUCCGUUUGCCGCAGAUGGCGCGACAUUGCUUCAACCUACCCUCGAUUGUGGCGGACCCUCCGUGUUGAUUGUGCUUCCAACAACUGCUACCCUGGGUACUGCUUUUGCGAGACAAGGACAUGGCACCUUUUGCAGCGCUCUAGUUCCGUCCCUCUGAAUAUCGAGAUCAACUCGUAUUCAUCAACUUCAGGCUCUGGCAGGCUGCUUAGUUCGCUGCUCUCCCAAUCCAAACGAUGGGGGUCCGCCACCCUCACUAUCAAAGCCGAGCUAUACGACAACUUGUUUGUUGGCCGAGCAAUUGAAUUACCUCAACUUAAAUGCCUUUCGAUUGCUUUUAUCCGGCCUUAUGGAUUGCAUUCGAAUGAAAUCGUCCCAUUUAUUCGCUCCCUCCACUCCCUUCAAGAGCUCGCACUACACAUGAACUGGAACCGUGGCCCAACAGCGCUGAAAUCUAUAUGGGGUCGUUUGCGUAAAUGCGUUUUGCGUGCUUGUCUUUUAGAUGAUGUUCUCCAAGCGCUGCCUGCGCUAGCAGCCCACGCAUCCGUGUCUCUCUUAUCAUGUCAAAUUCACGGCAGUGCCAUCCCAUUGCUGGAAACUCCCCUCGACUGCCUUGUUUCUUCCCUAUCAUUCGAAGAAUGUGGCGAAGACUUCGUAGCGACCAUUAUGCGAUCUCUGACGACGCCAUUUCUGAAUCGACUUGCCGUAUCUGGCUUCGCAAACACCGGGCUCCUCGUAGAUUUACUAUUACCUCUGCUGAGCCGCUCCGAUAAUGGUCUCACGCAUCUUGCGCUGGACUUGCCAUAUACGGUCCUUGCAAUGACCGACCUCUUCGUUCUUUUCGACUCCCCAAAUACCAAGUCACUGAUCGACCUGGAACUGAAAUGCAAUGGCUUGAUGUCCACGGCCCUGAUGCAGUCCCUGACAAAAUGGGCCAACGCAGCUCCCCGAUUGCAUACGCUGGCGUUUCGCGGUUGCCAGAACUUGGACGAAGUUUGUUUGUUGGAUCUGCACACCAAGCGGAAGGGAGUCUUGCAUGAGCUGUGGUUGAUGUCGGAUGUCCCCAGCAUACCGCCCAUGAUAUCAGACACCACCCGGGAUGUUUUGAGAGCUGGCGGGUUGGAGGUGGGGUACUUCAUGGAGAAGGAAUCACCAUUCUACUAG